UUCCCUUCUCUCCCGGCUAUAGCAGGGUCCAAGCUGCCUGCGAGGGACGGGGCGAGAUUGGCUGCGGACUGUACAGAUCAGCCAAAGAACGAAGUAGUCUCUCUCUCUCUCUCUCUCUCUCUCUCUCUCUCUCUCUCUCUCUCACACACACACACACACACACACACACACACACACUCAAAACUCGGACCUGCCGCACCACGGCCGCUCCAAUCCCUGGAAAAGGCAAUCGAGCGCCCUCCGGACCGCUGCGCGCACCCGGGCUCCGGCAGUGCGCCCGAAGCUGGUGCUUUCCCCAGCGCCGCCGCUUAGGCUGGCUGUUCUGGAAGAUAAAGAGGGGAGGGAGGAUAGAGACAGAUCCUGAAAACACCCCGGCCACACACGCCGCGACUGAAGCUCUUUCUCGGCGUACCAGUGAGGACGGCUCCAGCAGCGCCCUGCCCCGGGGAGGUCCGCGCGGCUGCCCGGGAAGAGCCCACCUGCCGGUCCGAAAUCGGCCAGGGCAAAAAGUGCGACUUGCCGGUGUCCUGCUUAAGCAGUGCCUGGAGCCCCCGGCGCCCUCGCCCCAGCUAAUUGGAAGUUCAACCCUCGGCUCUGUCGCGGGCCCCUCGCGCCCUCGGCGUGUCCCCCCGCCACGCGGGGAGCGGACGCGCGGCGCCGGGACGUCGCUAUGGCUGGGGCGCUCCGGCUGCUGUGCCUGUGGCUAAGCUGCUUCUGCGUGAGCCUGGCGCGGGGAGAGGGACUGACGCGCAAUGUCCCGGAGCCGCACAGGGCUGUGCCAGGAGACCGCACGGCAGGUGGUGGCCCCGGCCCCGUGCUGCAGCCACACGACAAGGUGUCGGAGCACAUGCUGCGGCUCUAUGACAGGUACAGCGGCGGCGGCAGGGGCGAGGCGGAACGGGAGCAGCGGUCCUCCGAGCGGGGCUCUCAGCCCCUGCGGCCCCCACCCCUGCGCGAAGGCAACACAGUUCGCAGCUUUCGAGCCGGAGCAUCAGGAACCCUUGGAAGCAAAGGACUACACAUCUUUAAUCUGACUUCUCUAACCAAGUCUGAAAACAUUUUAUCUGCCACACUGUAUUUCUAUAUUGGAGAGCUAAUAAACAUCAGCCUGAGUUGUCCAGCAUCCCGAGGAUGCUCACCUCAUGCUCAGAGGAAACACGUUCUGAUUGAUCUCUCUGCGUGGAUCCUCAAAUCUGACAGAAACCAAAGUCAACACCUCGGUCACCUUUCAGUAGACGUAACCAAAUCUCAUCGAGACCUUGGGUCCUGGCUGUCUAAAGACAUCACUCAGCUCUUGAGAAGGGCCAAGGAAAAUGAAGAGUUCCUCAUAGGAUUUAACAUUACCUCCAAAGGACACCAGCUGCCAAAGAAGAUGUUGCCCUUCCCCGAGCCUUAUAUCUUGGUGUAUGCCAACGAUGCUGCCAUUUCUGAGCCGGAGAGUGUGGUAUCAAGCUUGCAGAGGCACCGGAAUUUCCCCAUUGGAGCUGUGCCUAAACCGGACGGCCAUAUCAAGGCUGCCCUUUCUACCGAACGGAGAAGGAAGCGCUCGGCUGGGGUCCUGCUGCCUCUGCAGAACAACGAGCUUCCUGGGGCAGAAUAUCAGUAUAGGGAGGAUGGGGUAUGGGAGGAGAGAAAGCCUUACAAGACCCUUCAGACUCAGGCCCCAGAGAAGACUAAAAACAAAAAGAAACAGAGAAAGGGACCCCCCCAGAAGAGCCAGACUCUCCAGUUUGAUGAGCAGACCCUGAAGAAGGCCAGAAGAAAGCAAUGGAUUGAACCGCGCAAUUGUGCCAGGCGGUACCUUAAAGUGGACUUUGCGGAUAUUGGCUGGAGUGAAUGGAUCAUCUCCCCCAAAUCCUUCGAUGCCUAUUACUGCUCCGGAGCAUGCCAGUUCCCCAUGCCAAAGUCUUUGAAGCCAUCAAACCAUGCUACCAUCCAGAGUAUAGUGAGAGCUGUGGGCGUCGUUCCUGGAAUCCCUGAGCCUUGCUGUGUGCCAGAAAAGAUGUCCUCACUCAGUAUCUUAUUCUUUGAUGAGAAUAAGAACGUGGUACUUAAAGUGUAUCCUAAUAUGACAGUAGAGUCUUGUGCUUGCAGAUAACCUGGCAAAGAACUCAUCUGGGUGCUUAAUUCAAUCAUUACUUUAUUUAAUGGACUCUCCCCCGCCCCUUGUUUUGCACUGCCAAUGCAUUUCAUCCCAAAAGAUUUUUUAUAGUCAAAGAGAAUGAGCAGACAGACUGACGAUUUCCAUCAAGGAGAACUGGACUGUGUUUGUCUCUGAAUGUAACUAAAUGCAAGAUUUUCGUAACUAUGGACAUUUAUUUCUUUUUUUAAAAAAUUCACAAAGGAAAAAUGAUCACUCAAACUCUUUUUCAGAGCUAUUAGAGGACACACUGAUUUAUUUUUGUAAGGAGCUUUGAAAAUAGGUUGGAAAAACACCAAUAGCUUAUCACUUAUCUCUACUCAUAGAGAAUAGAAAUUUUUCAUAUUUUGAAGUAGAUUUAUUGCCAUAGAUUCCUGAGUGACUCAGCAAGUGCUAAAUAACCCAACCAACUUUUAUGUUUAUCUUCAAAUCUGUUAAGACUCUUGUUUACCUGUGUUUUUCCUCCAUGUGUAAUUGUAUGAAUAGGUGAGUGGAGAGUGUGGGCUGAGUGUUAAGAGUAUAUGUAUGUGUGUACAUUGCCAGGUGCCUGUCCCCUCUCUAGGAAGGUUUGCUUAACAUGGUUUUAUAGUUCAAUCUACACAGGAUUCUUUGUGUUUUCCAUUUCAUGUUCUGGCAAGCACCAUUCAAUUAUAAGAACUUUACCAAAAAGGACAGAGUGAUCCAAGAGCAUAUGCAGAGAGUUACCACUUGGCCCAGCCAUUUAAUUUGAAUUACAGUUGUUUUCAUUUCAUUGCCUCCUAGAAAAGGGAACCUGCAGACCACUUUUCAAAAACCCACAUGUACUUCCUCUUCUUUUUCACGAAUACCUUCAUUUGUUCUUUUAAAUUGAAUUCAAAAAUUCAAUUAAAUUUUUUAAAUUAAAGAAAAAUUUCGGUUCUCUUGAUAUGCUUUUACUUCUUAUGAAGCAAUCCAUAAAUGCCUGAGGCUCAAAAACGGAUGGAAUAUUGGAGGUUUCUUGAAAUGACCAGAUUAAUCACCAUCACAUGUUGAAUAUCAUUCUUCAGCCACGUCCAGGUCCAGGCACCUUUUCACAUGGAUCAAGGUUCAGCCAUGAAAUCUACUUUAGCAAAGCUCACUAAAAAUUUUUCACCAAAAAAAGGAAGUCAAAUAUAGACACUGUGUUUUUUUUCCCCACUUCCAUUUGUCACAACUAUCCUCUUACACCUUGCCCUAGAAAACAUGUUUCAAAAAUCUCUCUCUCUCCGAAUCCGCAUGUGUGACAACGAUGUUUUCAGACCAUGGGUGGUUGUUGAUGUCCUAUCUGUGGCCAACCCUCCUCUUGGUUGAGUCUCCGCUGAUGAGAGACAACUAAGCCAUUUCAGAGGCUGUGAAGUAUCAGAAGGCGUGGGGUUUUGUUCUGUCUCUACCUGUAGCUACCUAUCGUGGUUCAUCAUGUAAUAUUUACUGAGCAUUUAUUUUGUAAAAGGCACUGUGCUAACUGUGUGUCUUAGCAUCUUCACUGGUAAAAUGAAGAGGUUGACUAGUUGAGCCAGAAGAACUUUCUGACCCUAAAAGUUUGGGUUUUAGAAUAUGAGCUACUUUGUACACAUCUUCCUUAAAUGGAUGAUACCAAUAGAUCUAAAAAUACUACAAAUAUCUCUGUUCAUAAACCAAAGGCAAGAACAUUCUAGUCUUCAGCCUUUGGGGGUGAGUAUGGAAUUCCCUGUGGUUUAAGUCAUAUUUCUAAAUUUCUAACUUAUUUUUGGAGAUCCAUUUGAAGAUGAUUACCAUGAAAGAAGCGCUUUGACACUUCUGGAGGACACAGAAGUUGGUGUGAGUAUAUAUGAACUCGAUGAAUGAGACACACUAGUUAGAACUAAUAAAUUAAGUUCUGGUGCCUGAGUUACUAUGGUUUCUUAGAGUUAAUUUUUUUAUUCUGGUAGCAUUAUUUUAAAUAUUCAAACUGAGAUAGGCAAGGGACUUACUCUUAAUAAACUUUAUCAAAAAUUUGAGCGGUGCCUGGGUGGCUCAGUUGGCUAAGUGUCCGACAUUGACUCAGGUCAUGAUCUCAUGGUUCGUGAGUUCGAGUCCCACGUCAGGCGCUGUGCUGACAGCUCAGAGCCUGGAGCCUGCUUCAGAUUUUGUGUCUCCCUCUCUGCCCUCCCUCUCCCACCCAUCUCUCUCUCUCUGUCUCUCUUCUUCUCUCUUUCUCUCAAAAAUAAACAUUUAAAAACAAACAAACAAACAAACUUUAUCAAAAAUUUGAAAGCAAAACUAUGUAAUAGAAGUGAGCCAGUGUGUGGCCAUCAUAUCCUAGUCAUACAAUCUUUCAAUAAAGAAACCUCUUUUUUAUUCGUAGAUAUGAGGAAAUUCUUAAUUUAGCUUUUUUCUCUAGAGAUAUAUCAACCAACAUCUCUAGCCAUUCCCAGCAUUACUUUUCAGUCUUCUAUCUAGAUAUCUGUUUGUUACCUUUCUUAAUUUUAACUGAUGCCUACUUACUACAGAUUAAAUCCUACAAUGGCCAGGAAAAUCUCUCAAUAAUAAAACUUUCUGAGUAAUAACUAAGAUUCUAUUUUAAUUAGCAACUUAUAUAACAAAAUUGCAACAUAAUGAAUCAUCUUGGGAGUCUCUUAGCAAUCAAAAUAUUUUUUGACCAGUCAUUAUGGCUGUGUGGCCUCAUAACCAUCAUUUCACUACCACGCUGAGGACAUAAACAGGGAAAGUUUUAUUCCCCAAAAAUAAAGGAAGAUUUCUUUUCAGUCGAGGGGGUUGAAAUAAAUGAAAUGAUAUUUUAACUAAUAAAAAUUUACUUGAAAUAGUUGGAAAAUUAAGCGACUAUUUCACAAUUUCUUAGGUACUGGUAUAUGCAUAAUUUUUACAUAGACUUUUUAUAAAUCUCCUGAUAUAAAAAUGGCAAUGGUGUAAGAAAAGAAAUUAUGUUUAGAAAUGCCAUUUCCUAAAUCAUGCAUCUUUGCCUAUCUCUCUCUCUUCUCUCCUGUUCCCCGCUUCUCUUUCCAAACUGACAUUCCACCCCCACUCCUAGAUGUGACACACACACACAUACACACACACACACACACAGUCACUUAAAAACGAAUUUUUUUUUCAAUAACUGUUCUCUUGAACUCAAAUUCAGGGGCUGCUGAUGUCAAUAUAGUAUUUUCAAAGUAUCUUAUUGUAAGCUGUGUAGAUAAUGUAUACAAUUUACAGGAUUUGGGGUUGUGGAAUUUAAACUUGAAGGUUGGACUCCCCAGAUCUCAGGACUGUAAUACUCCAGAUACAUUUUUACAUUCACCUAGCUAUAUAUUAACUGAUGAUCAUUUAUUCACUUAACAUAGAUGUUUUUAUCUUAUUUCUGAAAAAAAACCCUCUUGUCGCCUGUUUAAUAUUUUUAUAGACAAUUCUAUGUGUAUAAUACAAUUAUCAGUCUUCCAUAAUUUCGUUCUAUAAUUACAUUAUUCAGUUUAGUCUUUCUCCUUUCACUUUUCUCUGCGCUAACAAAUAACUAGUAUCUGGAUAUUGACUUCUUGUUGACUCAAGGUUGGUUUAAAGAAUAGCUAUGCACGCCUGAUGUAUAAGAUUAGGUCUAAAAUUAAAUAAGAAAUGUGGGAUAAAUCUGACUGCUCUGUAUAGCUUUUUUUCCCCUGGAGAAUUGUAUUUUAAUGUAGUAUAUAGGCAAUUAAAUGACCACCCCUUUUCUAAAAACCAAGCCUUCUUUUCAGCUUUUCACACUAGUUUCUGUAAAUGUCUUAGUCCAGAAUUUAAUGCUUGUACAGUUAAUGGCGAUUUAAAAUAUAUAUUAUAUAUAUAUAUAUAUGGAAAACUUUAAAGAUGCUUUUAAUUUAUUUAAUGACUGUUGUCUUUCUAUAAUGGUAAUUUUCAUCCUUAAAUGGUGAGAAAAAUUCUUUUUACUAUAGUUAUUACAUGCAAAAUGAAAUUUGGUUCUUUAGUCAAAUCCACUAAAGGGGCACAUUGCAGUGAAACUGUGCAGAGCACUUCACUACUGAUGUAUAAGCUUUGCUGACUUUGUAUCAUUUUCUUCCAGUAAUGGAGAGCUUUUCAUUAUACAGUAUGAAAAUAAAAAUUACUUAAUUGAAUGUUUCCCCAUUCUUUUCUACUAUAAUUGGAAAAGACUGCAUUUGUAAAACUUUUUCAACUGUGCUGCAUUUGAAAAGAGGUUAUAAAGGUUGGGCACAGAGUUAAAUAUUUACAAAUGGUGCCAUGAAUGGAGCGUCAUAACCCAUGGUCAACAAAGCAUGAUUACAUUGUGGAACAAUACAGAAACAUACCCGGGAGGUGAAAACAUGUCUUCCAAACUGGAGUAACUCAAUUUGAAUUCUUUUGUGUUUGGUUUUAUAUUUCUUCUUUAACCACAAAGUCCCCAUUUCUUCAUUGGAGAUAUUUUUCCUGAGUGCCUGAUCCCCUGGUAUUUCAUCAUUUAUUAUCACCAUGUUCUAGGUACACUUUGGGAUGAUAAGUAUUUAAAUUAAUUAAUCUGAUCAUCAAACUAUAUUGCAUUAUUUUUGUGUACGUACUAGCUUUGUCU
This is a messenger RNA of Panthera uncia (snow leopard), 6647 nucleotides long. RefSeq names its product bone morphogenetic protein 3 (gene BMP3). Gene Ontology annotation, biological process: osteoblast differentiation; SMAD protein signal transduction; BMP signaling pathway. The transcript has 3 exons. Lineage: Eukaryota; Metazoa; Chordata; Mammalia; Carnivora; Felidae. Gene Ontology annotation, cellular component: extracellular region. Gene Ontology annotation, molecular function: cytokine activity; growth factor activity. The record is from RefSeq and is a predicted model, not a curated record. The coding region runs from base 671 to 2098 and encodes 475 amino acids.